Messenger RNA from Phlebotomus papatasi, 1709 nucleotides. RefSeq names its product coiled-coil domain-containing protein 63 (gene Ccdc114). Bases 183 to 1649 code for a protein of 488 amino acids. Lineage: Eukaryota; Metazoa; Arthropoda; Insecta; Diptera; Psychodidae. The record is from RefSeq and is a predicted model, not a curated record. The transcript has 5 exons.
AAACAAGGGGUGUAUGUAAAUAAAAUUCAUGACGUGUUUUUUUUCCACUCGCAGGAAAAUUGCGACAGAGGCAAUUGUUAGAGAAAAUUUUCGCAAAAGGGAAAAUACCCAGUGAAAUAGAAGUUCUUUUGCCUUAGUAGAAUUUUAAGUGGAUCGGUAAUUGUGGCGGGAAACGCGCGAAAAUGUCGAGUGCAGCAAAGAGAUCAUCAGCGAUCGGAUCGGCUGAUUUUGAGAUGGAUCAGAUGGCUGAGGCUGAGCUCCAGAGGCUUCAGCGGCAGAAACGCGUAAUGGAAAAUGAACGGGUGACAUUUAACGAGGAACGUGUUAAGAAAUCCCGGCAGCAGAAGAAGAUAAUUGAGAUACUCCGUCGUGAGCAGGAACAAUUGCAAGAUGAGCUCAAUUCACUUCUUGUUGGUCCUCAUGCGAAGCGUGAAAGUGAACUGGAGCAGGAGAUGAAGCGUCUUGAGGCUGAGAUUGAGAGUCACACGCAAUUGUUGGAGGCCGAGAAGGGGAAUCUGUGGGAGUUGGAUGGUCACAUUAGGAAAUUGCAGAAGGAAAUUGAUCGCCUGAGGAGCAAUCAAAUCACCGAUCAUCGGUACAAUGAGAAGAUCUGCAAGAUGCAGAAGGAUGUGGUGAAGCUGGAGAAUCGUCUGGAGGUGGCACAUAAGCGUGCUGGAGCUGUGAUGGCUGAGAAUGCUGAAUUGCGCCAAAUGAUCGAUCAUAUGCUCCAGGAAAGGGCGCUCUUCAAUGAUGUCUGGGCCAAGAUGGUCACUCAGCUCAAUCAGGGCAAGAAGCACAUGAUGGACCUCAUUGACCAGUCCACAGCAGCCUAUGACCAGCGCGAUGAACUCUGCAAUAAGCUGCAAUUGCUGAAAGAUCGCAGUCAGGCGGACAAGAUGGCUCACAUCCAGGAGAUGAGGGAAUUGCAGCGUAAACUCGAUCAUGAUGCCAAAUUGCACCAAUUUCUGGGCAUCAAAGGUCAACAUCGGGUCAACACGGAACUGGACAUGCGGGAGGCCAACAAGAAGCGCCAGUUGCAGGAACAGCUGGAGAAUCAACUGGAAGAGUACAACACAAUCCUCCAGCGAAUUAGGGCCUUCUCAACCGAAGAAGAUGUGGACAAAUUGGCUUCGCAGUUCAUGAAGCAAGAAGAGGAGAAUUUUGCCUUGUUCAACUACGUCAAUGAACUGAGCCACGAAGUGGAAACUCUCAAUGAAUCUGUCCAGCGUCUGCAAGACAGCAUCGAGGAGCAAAGGGGUCUCAAUGAAAGUAAGAAAAAGUCUCAGAUGGACACCAUUGAGUCAUUGGAAAAAGAGCUAGAGCUGCAGACCGAAAAGGCGGAUCGUGCCAAUGACAUUAAAGUCACGUGCGAUGAGAAACUCAAUGAACUGCUCACCGGAGUUGAGAAGAUCUUCCGUCUAAUCCGAUGCGAUGAUGCUCCUGUGCUCAAUCUUCUGGGAAUCCACAAAAAAGUCACCAUUAACAAUGUCCAGCUCUUCCUGGGCAUCAUCGAAAAGAGGACCAAUCAGAUGAUCGCCACUAUUACCUACGUCGAGCCCCCAUCGAAGAUUCUGGCCAAGAAGGAUCGCAUUCCCAAAUUCAACGUCCGGGAAUCCGCAAAGGGACCCACCAAAAUCCAACAGAAAUAAAUCAAAUCACAAAAAAUAUGACUUUUAUUGUUAAUUUAAAAAAAAAACUCCUGCUCUAAA